Dermacentor andersoni is the source of this 1525-nucleotide messenger RNA. RefSeq lists its product as uncharacterized. Gene Ontology annotation, molecular function: sugar transmembrane transporter activity. The record is from RefSeq and is a predicted model, not a curated record. Lineage: Eukaryota; Metazoa; Arthropoda; Arachnida; Ixodida; Ixodidae. Gene Ontology annotation, cellular component: membrane. Gene Ontology annotation, biological process: carbohydrate transport.
CAGCAGCAAAAGUGCACACGCAGAGGCUUCCACUACCCUCUGCGCAUCGCUCUGAUAACGAUAUAAAUACAGGAGCAACACUGAUUUGCCUAUGCCACGUGCACAAUUGGAGACGUAUACACUGCCACAGUGCGUCUCAUCGUGGCCUGCGAUUGAUGCUGCCCGCUAACAAGCGAAGCAACCAACAUCUUUACUAAGAAGGAACGAAAUGUAUGUAACGCCAAACGAAUCAGUCGCAACAAGCGCAGCCACUAUGGAAGACUCAACUCGAGAAUGGGUCGGUCGCGCCGCGGGCAUCGUGACCAUGGCCAGCUUCGUCGGUAGCCUGUCGAUGUCCUGGCGGGUCUGGCGCUCCGGAAACACGAUCGGCGUCGCCUUCUUGCCCCUGGCCGCCGCCGCCAUCUGCCUGCACGCCUGGAUCAUCUACGGGAGAGCCACCGGCGACCCCAACGUGGUGUGGGUGAACACCUGCGGUCUCGCCCUCAUGCUGGUCAACACGUUCGUGCACCGCUUCUACUCUCGGGACCAAUGGCCCGGCAUGGCCCUGCUGGCAACGCUCGCGGCCAUGGAGAUCGCGUCGCCCGCGAUGAGCGUGACGUGGCUGGGCAACCUCGCGUUCGUCACCACCGUGGCCUGCAACGCGGCGCCGGUCGCCCGCAUCAGGACGGUCCCGCUGCCGGAGAUCGCCGCGUGGACGCUGUCCGCCUGCGGUCUCUGGACCGCGUACGGGGCGCUCGCCCGGGACGCGCCGCUGUUCGCGAGCAACCUGGUCGGCACCGUGUUCGCCGCGACAGAGCUGGGCGUGGCCGCGUGGAGACUGUGUCGAGGCGACGUGGACGUGCCCUCGCAAGUGGUGUGACGCGUUGCCCGCGAGCACGUGACUUGGUGCUCUUGAAGGCCUCGGAACAGCAUGCAUCCCGGGCUUAGCGGCCCGCACCUACUGUAUGUGUCACCGAGAACUGUCACCCAGGAUUCCUCGGUUGAACCGUGCAUUUUCGGCGUCGCAUUUGCUCUCGAUCGGACACGUUUCCAUAGGAGAAUGCAGCUUUGGAAUAUCCGGAUAUGGCACGCAAGAAGCUUCACACAAACGGUUAAACGUAUGACGCACAAGAGGCUUCAGACAAGCAGCCUUAUACGAACUAGCGCGACCGCAAUGACUUGCUGUGCUAUGCAGGAGUCUUGAAGCCAGAAGCUGAAGUAGCACAUAUUGGCUAAUUACAAUAUUUGCGUUUUACUACACAACGCAGUGUCGCAAAGAUGUCAACAAUGCUCCCGUGUGUAUUCGGUAUUGUGUAAACUGUAAUGUGUGUGUAAUGUGUGCGCGUAACGGUAGCGCGAAAUAGCUGCGAACAGCGGAUUUUCCUCAAAAACUUUGGACCACCAACCUGACAUGCCCGAAAGUUGCCAGCGUGUGCGUAGACCAUUGCAAGCUAAGAUAGUUAGCCAUACAUCCAGUGACGCCUCUUCUCGACAAGUGUAUAUUCUGGGCGAUGUUUUUAAUUGUAAAUAAAGGACUUCAAAUGUU